Etheostoma cragini (Arkansas darter) is the source of this 1701-nucleotide messenger RNA. Its product is annotated as cell cycle control protein 50A-like. Lineage: Eukaryota; Metazoa; Chordata; Actinopteri; Perciformes; Percidae. The transcript has 7 exons. Bases 76 to 1182 code for a protein of 368 amino acids. Gene Ontology annotation, cellular component: plasma membrane; Golgi apparatus; endoplasmic reticulum. The record is from RefSeq and is a predicted model, not a curated record. Gene Ontology annotation, biological process: phospholipid translocation.
UUCAUCACCUUGUUUGUAAACUUCCUGGUGGAGCUAAGUGCGUUAGCAACAACUUCGUAGUUUUGGGUAGCAAUCAUGAUGGCGUCCAGUUACAACGCCAAAGACGAAGAUGGACACAUAACCGUGUCCGGGCCCGGAGGCGGGACUCUGCGCAGCAAGAAGCCCGAGAACACGGCGUUUAAACAGCAGAGACUACCAGCCUGGCAGCCCAUUCUCACCGCGGGCACAGUGCUCCCUGCCUUCUUCAUCAUCGGACUCCUCUUCAUCCCCAUCGGCAUCGGCCUGUUCGUAACGUCCAACAACAUCAAGGAGUUUGAGGUGGAUUACACAGGCGUUGACAUGUCCAGUCCCUGUUUCAACUGCUCCCAGAACUUCAACUGGAACAGCACGAGGCCCUGUACCUGCUCCAUACCGUUCUACCUGGACCAGCCAUAUGAGAGCAACGUUUACGUGUAUUACGGCCUCUCCAACUUCUACCAAAACCACCGCCGCUACGUCAAGUCGAGGGAUGACAGCCAGCUGAACGGAGACAUUAAGUCCCUCAAGAAUCCCAGUAAGGAGUGUGAGCCAUACGCUUUUCAUGAAAACAAGCCAAUUGCUCCGUGCGGGGCCAUCGCCAACAGCAUGUUCAACGACACGUUGGAGCUGUUUUACAACGACCCCAACGGCACAAAGAUCCCGAUUCCUCUGAACACGACAGGCAUCGCCUGGUGGACCGACAAGCACGUGAAGUUCGGAAACCCCGGAGGCAACAACCCCAACCUCACGGCCGCUUUUCAAGGUACCACGAAGCCGGUGAACUGGCGCAGGCCUGUCUACGAGCUGGACGCCGAUGAGGGGAACAACGGCUUCAUCAACGAGGACUUCAUCGUGUGGAUGAGAACCGCCGCCCUGCCGACCUUCCGCAAACUCUACCGCAUCAUCAACAAGAAGAGCAGCAUGGUUCCAACUCUGGCCCGAGGAAACUACUCUCUGGAGGUCGUCUACAAUUAUCCCGUCCGCAGCUUCGAGGGCAGGAAGCGGGUGAUCCUGAGCACCAUCUCCUGGAUGGGGGGCAAGAACCCGUUCCUGGGCAUCGCGUACAUCACCGUGGGCUCCGUCUGCUUCUUCCUGGGCGUCGUCCUGCUCAUCAUCCACCACAAAUGCGGCAACCGAAACAACAGCGCCGACAUAUCCAACUGAGGUGGCGGCCACGCCCUCCAGCUCGCCUCCUCCUGCUGCAGUGAGCUUAUUCGUCCGGGUAAACGACUGGUAGAGACAUCAAAUAAAAAUGUGAUACAACGAAUUAACAUCUCCAGCAAUAUGGGUAUGUUAGGGUUUAAAAUUGCUAGACGCUGGCUGAUUAUCUGCCAAAGUGAAUGAAAAAGUGGCCAAAUAUUUGAUGCCACAGUCAACGUCUUAACAGCUUUUAAAAGAUAUUCACUCCCGGCAACCACGAGUCACACUGACGUCUAUCCCUUUUAUCUGCCUUUCUAAAAUAAAAGAAUUCACCCAUCGUUCCUAAUAGGGUCGGGGAAGGUUAGUUAGCAUGUUUGGUAUGUUUAGAGAAUUAGACCUACUGUAGAAUAUGACUGCAGGGAGAGUUUUAAGAGGUUCAAUACAUAGUCUAUAGCUGCAUACAAAUUAUACAUAUUAAUAUAACACUUCCAUGCUGUAUGAACAGUAACAGACUGGCCAUCUGGAAUAUGGGCAAAUGCCAGA